This is a messenger RNA of Peronospora farinosa, 894 nucleotides long. The record is from the annotation of a GenBank genome assembly. NCBI's taxonomy places the organism in Eukaryota, Oomycota, Peronosporomycetes, Peronosporales, Peronosporaceae.
AUGCCCAUGAAGCGUGAGUGCUCAUUGUCAAUGUCUCGAUCUCCUAGUAUUGGUUCGCCCCAACUCGACCACUUUGCAACUCAUGGCUGGGUCUACGUCCAAAACGUCUUGUCGCCCUCCGAGUUGCGCGUGCUGCAGACUGAAAGCAGUGCCCUCUAUUCUUGUCAGUCCGCUGAGUCUAUCGUUGCCCAGGGUUGUGUCGUCGACGUCCUCGCACAAUGUCCGAUGAGAGAUUCUGAUAGAGCACGAAUCGAAUCCAACUGCUACUUGGAAGCUCGAUCGAAGAACAAAAGCGUCGCGGACCAACGAGUGUUUGGCUCGUUGCUGUUCGAGAAACUGCCGACGAUUGCAGGAAAAAUGCUGGCAGCUUUUGACAAGUCCGAGGUGGCGACGGACAUGUUCUUUUUUAAUGAACACUAUGUUAUAAAGCCUCCAAAGAGCCACGUGGAAUUUCGUUGGCAUCGAGACGACGACGAACAACUUGCCAUGUGUGUACAUCGAGAGUCUAUCCACACCUAUGUAUCGGUGUGGUGUGCUUUAGACGAUGUAACGACAGUCAAUGGUCCACUUCGGUUCGUGUCGCUGAAUGUGUUGCCGGAAUCGGAUAAGGACAAUGUUGAAAGCCGAAAGCUUCAUGCGAGUGGUCCAGUGACUGCUGCAGCUGGGGACGUGGUGUUCUUUCUGUCGAACGUGUGGCAUUGCUCAUCAAGUAACGAGUCAAACAGUUUUCGUCGUGCUUUCUACGCCCAGUACUCAAGAGACACGAUCACGUCUCGACCAAAGGACCCAUCGCCACUGAGUUUUGCCAUCCCGUGCAUAACGGCGAGUGCUGCUUCGGCCAUAAAUGGAUUCACUGAAGGAAGCGCCACAAAGUCUAAGCAUUUAAAGCUGUAA